AGUCAAUAAAUGUCAAAGUCAAAGGAAAGUAGCUGCAGUUACCUACGCAGAGUGAUAAAGUCAAAAUAAAACUACUACUGUACUGGCUACACAAUUAAUAGUAAUAUCUUAAAACAUUUUGUUAAUUCUGUAUCGUUUUUAAAAAAUAGUAAAUUCCUAUUUCCAUACACAAUGACAAGUGCAUAUGAGAAAUGCACAGCCAAAGAUGGGGCUCGACCUUACAAAUGUUGCGACUACGCAAACAAAAUUUCUUUAAAUUUACAUCAUUUCAAAAGAGAUGGAAGAUUUUGUGAUAUAGAUUUAAUAUCAGGCUCCACGAGAAUUAAGGCCCAUCGGGUAGUACUGGCAGCAAGCUGUGCUUAUUUUGAUGCUAUGUUUAAUGUUGGUUUAGAAGAAACACAAAAAGGAUAUGUUGCUUUGCCAAGUGUUCCCCCUGAUAUACUUCCAAUGAUAAUUGAUUUUAUUUAUACAGGUGAAAUAGUAAUUGACAAGAGUACUGUCCAACAUUUAUUGAUUGCUGCUGAUAUGCUUCAACUAAGAGAGCUUGUAACAGGAUGUGGGGAGUUCCUUAGAAGAGAAUUACACCACACAAAUGCUCUAGGAAUAUUUAGGUUUGCAGAAGCUCACAACUGCAUUGAAUUGGUAAAAGAAGCACUAGAGCAUGUUCAAGCCAACUGGAACAUAGUAUCUAAUGGUGAUGAGCUUUUAGAAUUACCAUUACCACAGCUAAUAACAUUGCUUUCUUCUGAACAAUUAAAAGUUGACAGUGAAGCUCAGGUUCUAUAUGCAGCGCUACGAUGGUUAGAGCAUGACCCAGCUUGUCGCAGACGGCACUGUUUUGAAGUACUUAGUCACGUACGACUGCCACUCAUCUCGCCACAAGUUUUAGACCAAGCAAUCAAAAACGUACAAGAUCCUUCUAUUGCUGUCGCUCUUAAAACAGCGAGAGUUGAUAUGAAAACUCGUCGCGGUGCCUUGGUAUCUUUGUUGGUAGAACCGCGUCAGCGCGCACGGCGUAUAUUACUUCUAGCCGGAGGAUCAUGCCGAGACAAAGCUGCGCACCCGCCACUAUCGACACACUACAAUCAAGACAAUAUUCUUUCUUCAGUGCUUAAAUUUGAUCUACACAAACGAGAAUGGGAGGAGCUUUCACCAAUGGGCAUAGCACGAAUCCAGCCAGGUGUGGCCACUUUAGGAGGCCGGGUUUAUGCCGUCGGGGGUGAACAAGGAAGUCAAAUACUUGCCAAUGGUGAAGUAUACGAUCCUCAGACUGAUAAAUGGUCAAAUAUUGCUCCAAUGAAAGAAGCACGUUGUGAGUUUGGUCUGACAGGCUGGAAUGGCAAUUUAUAUGCUUUUGGAGGCUGGGUGGGAUCAGACAUGGGCUCUUCUGUUGAAGUGUAUGAUCCAGUAGCAGAUGAGUGGACGUUAGUAGGCAGAAUGCCCGAGCCUAGAUUUGGAAUGGGCGUCAUUAAUUUUGAAGGUCUAAUAUACAUAGUCGGUGGAUGUACUCACACCUGGCGACACACAAGGGAUUUAUUAUGUUAUCAUCCGGCAUCUCGAAAAUGGCACUCUCUGAAACCGAUGCACCACGCUCGUAGUCAGGCUGCCGCGGUCGUUCUCGACAAUUACUUGUAUGUCAUCGGCGGGAACGCGCCGAGGCGCACAGUUCUCACAUCGGUAGAGCGUUACAGUUUUGAUGAGGGAAUUUGGGAAGAAGUGGCGAGUUUGAAGGAGGCUCGGGCCGGGUGUGCGGCGGGGGCGGCGGAGGGCGUGCUGGUGGUGGCGGGCGGCGACAGCGAGAGCGCGGGCGAGCGCGCCUUCUACCGCGCGCGCACCACGCUGGCCAGCGUCGAGCUGUACGAGCCGCGCGACAACGCCUGGCGCGCCGGGCCCCCGCUGCCGCACUCGCGCGCCGAGGCGGGCGCCGCCCUGCUCUGACCCUGCAGGUACAACCAUACCCCGAACCGACAAAAACAACAAGCUACGAUAAAUGUACAAAUAACAUAUAAUAUUACCCGUAAUGUGUAGCUACUCGAUGAAUUUUAUACUUAAUGUAAUAGGAUUAAACAAUCGUCCAAGUAUUUAUUGCAACUUAAUUCCUAUUUUUGUAUAUGCAUAUGCAUCCUGAAAAUGUAACAAUUUCUUUACUCCUGACUUAUUUUUAUCAAACCUGACAUCAAAUUCUUUUUAUAUAAAUGUAUGUACAUAAUAUUAUAUAAUGUAUAAGAUUGUAUUAGCUAUUUUGUACUCGAUUAACAUAAGUCUAUACUUCCGCUAUACAAAUUUUAUAAAUGUAUGUAAGUACUAUCAUCAUGUGUUAUUUUUCGCUUGAAUCAAUUUAGGAUAUUGGUUUACAAUUUGUUUAGGCUACCUAUUUGCUAUGUGUUUUCCUCUAGAUUGAUUUAAUACAACCAUAUCUUUUUCGAUGGUGCCAACAGUCAUGUUAUUAUUGUUUUGUGCAUUCAUUUAUAAUAUCAUGUAGUUAAAUAUAAAAAGAGAUAAAAUUAUUUAUUAUAAUAUAAUGCAGCUUGAAAUAUAAAUAUCAAAUAUCUGUAGAGUAGUAAAUGCUACAGUAUUAUUGCCAAUUUUGCUAAAGAGCCAGUAAUGGUUAGGCCAAAAAAUCCUAAUUUUAAUCAUUCUUCCCUUGUAAUUAAUAUAUUUCCAUACACUCAUAAUCUCUCGGUAAAACCUAGGGAUCACAGAAGUAAACCUCUAUAGUGGAUAUCUUUAUGUAACCAUUGGCACAAUGUAGUUGUAACUAUAACAGUAGGAUUGGAUAAUAUCUUCCUAUGAUAGGAUUGAAAAAGGUUUACGUGUUAGAAUAUGUGUAAUGUUCAAAAUUAUGAAUUGGUAACAAAAUAAAAGAUUGCAACUCUUUAACUUUAUAUAAAUGUAUGAGAUUUGGAACCAAGUUCAAUUUUUGCCUUCACUUAUUAUUUCUUGAAAACUGUAUGCUCUUUAUGUACGGUCAACGGUCAUAAUAUGAUAAUGUUAGCUACUAUUUCAUGGUGGCACCUGAGAGUGAAUCCUUAGUUUCUUCGUCAUUUAAUAAACGCAUUUUAUUUAGUUUUAAGAAGCUAAUAACUGAUUUAUAUAUUCGCUAUCUUCUUCGAUCAACUAUAACUAUCUAUAGAUGGCACAAUCUUAGAGGUCAACUUUGGCGUUUAUCUGUCUUAUAUACCGCUAUAACUUGUUAGGAAAAUCAACGUAAAAAAUGAAAUAAAAUAUAAUUCAUUACUUCGUUACUCAAACACUUUCAUAAAGGAUAUCAUUAAAGCACCAAAUGUAUAUUUUUAUUUAACUCAGUGGUAAUGUGGAUGCGCGAACUAAUGGAGAAUUUAAUAUGAAAAAAUCUUUUUUUGAUUCGUUGUUGAAAAAGAUUGUUUGUUUUGUCAUCAUCUUUAGGGAUUUUAUUUUAUCUCAGAAUUCCCAUAAGAUCGUGAUUUAAUUUACGUAUUGACAAGAUAAUAAUUACAGAAUUAUUAUAAAAGUCUAUAUUUAUAUUUAUUACACGCAUCCAACAGUUUUUAUUACUGAUGCGUUAUCUAGUUAGUUACAGUUGAUAGAAGACUAUUAUUAGAAAAAAAUGUAUUUAUUUAACAAUUACUAAGUUGUACGUUAUGCACAACUCUUCGACUGAACUUCUAUUGGUGUUAUAAUUAUGGGCUUUAUAUUAUAUGGUACCCAUACAGGUCACAGUUUUAUAGCAUCAUUACUUUGCUCUAAGCUAAUGAAAAGUAAUAGGUGGCAAGACUGGUCCCAGGUAAUGCAGGCAUGAUAUAGCCAUAAAGAAAACGCUUAUUUUGGCGCGAACGAAAGAAAAGCUUCGCUAAGGUCACCUGUCGCUAGUUUCACCAUCGCUAAGGUCUCUAGACAUAUUAUACACAUUAAUUUAUACUGAUAAUAACUACUGUAUUCUAUUGUCUAAUGUUAUUGUCUUGAUAUAUUUUAUUCUAUAAUAAAAAGUCUCAUGUUUAUAAUAAUUAUGUUACACCAUUUCCAGUAUAGGACUCAUACAAAAUGUACCAAAGGCUGAAAGGAUUCUUUUGAUCAUUCACUGUUGUACACGUUCAAAGAUGUUAGAAUGUAAAUAAGCAUUACCAGCUUUAGAUUUUGUAGAUUUUUAUGAUAUAUUUUCGGACAAUUCGCUUUCUGCCUUUAAAUGUGACAACUGGUAUAAAACAUUCACUUUGUUUUCAAUGUGUGUGAAUGUUUAAAAUGUCAAGAUAAAUAUUUAGUAAUGAAAUGUAAUGUAGUGAAAUAUGCACUUACUUUUGACAAUGCACAUUUUAAAAUUGGGACGUAAUUGUUUGAAGUGUGAAUGAUCUCCUUUUAAAAUUAAAAUUUAUUUUUAAUUAUUAUGUAAUGUGUUCAAAUUAGUAUUUAUAAAAUAUCUACUAUCAUGUAUAUGCAUAGAAAAUUUUAUAAUAUUAUAAGCUUAAUUGUUGGACUGCCGCCUGGUAGCAUUAUUUACGUAUUAUGUAAUCUAAGCUGGGUGAUAUUAAUGAAUCUUAUAUAAGUAUAAAUAAGAAUUAAAACUAUUAAAUAUUUUUACAAUGAAA
Molecule: messenger RNA, 4562 nt
Organism: Spodoptera frugiperda (fall armyworm)
Lineage: Eukaryota; Metazoa; Arthropoda; Insecta; Lepidoptera; Noctuidae
Product: actin-binding protein IPP
Exons: 10
Coding region: 172-1938 (588 amino acids)
Molecular function (GO): protein binding
Source: RefSeq, a predicted model, not a curated record